Oryza sativa Japonica Group (Japanese rice) is the source of this 876-nucleotide messenger RNA. Its product is annotated as oleosin 16 kDa-like. Gene Ontology annotation, cellular component: membrane; monolayer-surrounded lipid storage body. NCBI's taxonomy places the organism in Eukaryota, Viridiplantae, Streptophyta, Magnoliopsida, Poales, Poaceae. The record is from RefSeq and is a predicted model, not a curated record. Gene Ontology annotation, biological process: lipid storage.
CUCCUCACCGUCGUCAGUCCACUUCUCACUAGCUCGUAGACAGUGCUGCACGUGGGUUAGCUACUUAGCUCUUUCUCUGCAUUGCUGGCUUAAUUUUGCAGCUGCAGGUGUGCUCGAUCCCCAUGGCUGAUCAGCACAGAGGAGUGAUCGGCGGCGGCGGCUACGGUGACCGUGGUGGCCAGGAGCAGCAGGAGAAGCAGCCCUUCAUGAUGACGGCUCUGAAGACGGUGACCGCGGCGACGGCCGGGGGCUCGAUGCUGGUGCUGUCCGGGCUGAUCCUGGCCGGCACCGUCAUCGCGCUCACGGUGGCCACCCCGGUGCUGGUCAUCUUCAGCCCCGUGCUGGUGCCGGCGGCCAUCGCGCUGGCGCUCAUGGCGGCCGGGUUCGUCACCUCGGGCGGGCUCGGCGUGGCCGCGCUCUCCGUGUUCUCGUGGAUGUACAAGUACCUCACCGGGAAGCACCCGCCGGGCGCCGACCAGCUGGACCACGCCAAGGCGAGGCUCGCGUCCAAGGCCCGCGACAUCAAGGAGGCGGCGCAGCACCGCAUCGACCAGGCGCAGGCGUCUUAGGGCGGCCUGCCGCGGCGAGGCGCCGCUUCUGCUAGCUAGCUCGAUCGGGCGGCGCACGGGACGGCGCCGGCCGGCGCGCGUGCGUUCGCCGUGGCCACGCCCACGCUGGCUACUCCUCUUAUCUGCUGAGCUCUGUAAAUGCAUGCGUACAUGUUUAAUUAAGCUUGGUCGCGUAGUACUCUCCUAUGUAAUAUGUCCCCUAGAUUAUCUAAGAGGCGAUCGUGCAUGUCGGGCGCCUGGUACGUGUGGUCUGGUGGAUGUCGUGUUUAUGGUCAUGAUGAAUAAAAUGCAGUGUUCCUUCGAUAAA